UGCUGCCUUUGUGGGUGAUGCCAAGGCAACCGACCAACUUAGGAGGGGCGAGGACGCAACUGCAUUGCUGCCGGCUGCGUCUCCUGCCUAUCUGGCAGGCGGGGGAGUUUCAAACGCACUUCGUGAGCGCAUGGAGAUCACUCCGAGUUCUACACACAGUGCGAGGCAGCCCGCACCCCCAGUGCACGCAAUGGCUACACCUGACCAUGCACCAGUGGCGCAGUGUGGGGAAGUCUCGGUGGGACACCAAAAGGGCCGAGGAUCGCACGAGAGAGUGCGACCGGGGGGCAGUAGAACGGUUGAAGCUUCGCCAGGGCGGGAUAUCAGCACUCCCGUCAGUGCCGACUCACCGAUGGGGGUGGAUGGCACACGAGAGCAUGGCUAUGAGUCCGCAGGAGAACGCCAGAGGCAGCAGGUAACGGUAGGCAAUGUGGCGGUAGGCACAGCUGACGAGGGGGUACAUUCUCGCUUGGCCAGUGCCUAUCUGUCCGUCCUUGCGGACCUCGGAACAUCGAAGAGUAGUUUUAGCUCUGAAAUGUCACAGGUUGCACCCGAGGCUCACCGGAUAGGGCUGAGUGAGCAGGGCGGUGGAGGAGGUGAGCCGAAGGCAGCGACUGUGCACGUGACGAGAGUGGGAGAUACAGGGCCGAGCACAGGCCAAGACCAUCGGACUGUAGUUAUGGUUGGCGAGGCGGGUGUUCGGAGGAAGGAGGCGGGGGUGCUGACAUCAUCUCCCUUCGCGAACCCCAUGCCACGGCAGGCAGGAAUACCGGUACAAAGCGGUACACAGGGCGAGACAGAUGCGCCGCAAGGACAGGGUCAAGCAGGGCCUAGUGCUGGCAAGCACGGGUGUGGUAUUGUCAACGUAACAGGGAAUGACACAGACACGGGCAGCGGCAACGAACAGCCUGAGCCAUUGGCUGAUGGACGUGCCCAGACGCAGCGACACGCAUGGCCCAAGCGACGCACAAGCCUACAGGUGAAGGACGAUCAGAAGACACACGACACUUCACCAACCACACCACCACACACACACACGACCACCAGUGGGAGGGGAACACACAGGGACGAGCACACAGCACCACGCUCCUCAGCACACGACGACACCACGCUGUUAUGUAGUACUACGCACAGAAGGUACAGUGCAGGGACACUCUCAGAAGGGCAAGCACAGCACACACAACAAACGCAGCCAACACAAAUAACGCAACAAACACAACAAACAAACACAACACAAAAUACGCAACACACACAACAAACACAACAAGCACAACAGCCAAAGACGCAACUCGAAUCGGCAGUGGCUGAUGUUGCGGGUGACCCCAGAGUAGGCGGUAGUACCGUAGGCCGAGCUGUGGUGAACAGAACAGCCACCGCAGAGAGGGAAGCGGAGACGGAGACGAAGACAACGGCCGAGAUCACAGCAGACACCUCUCUCCGUCCAAUUAGUCGUGGCAAUAGAACGCACAGCUCAGCUGCGGAUGGGGCGACAGCCGACGCGUCUGCGACAAGGGCGCCUGCAGCUACGGCAGACGCCAGGCCAAGCAGCACAGCCGAGCAAAUGACUGGCAACGGUGUGUCUGGGGUGGAUGGUAUGGCAAUCGACGCCAGGGUACGGGAAUCCACCCAUGCUGUCGAUGGGGAUAAGGAGAUGGCGGGUGGCGACAGCAUCACAUCAGAUGCCACGGCUGAUCAAGGUUGGGAUGGGGAGGUGUGUGGUGCGAUUGACAUUGACGCAUGCGCGAGUGAGGGUCCUGAGCCACGCACAGGCGUAGCCGCAGAUGACAUUCCAGAUGUCGACGCAAUCGACGGAUCCCCCUGCAGUAGUACGAGUGUGCGCGUGGUCUCUGGCUGUGGGAAACAGACCCUCGCGGGACGGACCAAUGCAGAAGCUGUAGGUAAGGAGAGGGGCGACCAAGCAGUCCUCACACCCGCACGCAACACACGCUCAAGGACGCGCUUAGCCCAGAAUACUGGGGUGUCCACAAUUAGGACAGGGCCUACACCCGCACCCAAGAAAAGGGACCGCGGCAAGGUGGUUGAUGUGAUUCUCAUCAGCAGCGAAGAUGAGGCGUGCGACCGCGAGGACUUUGAUUGGAAACCGGAGGUGGUUGCCAAGGCAACCAAGGCGCGCGUCAAGCGCAACAGUUUUGGCUCAAUCAAACGAUCGAAUGCAGGGUCAGUCACGCGCAAACGUGCCAAAGCUUCGGGCGCGUCUGCGAAAUCUGAGCCGUUCUCCGAGUCUGACGCUUUCAAACGGCUAAGGUUCGGUACUUGCUUUUUUUUUGUGGGAGUUGUGUGGUCGUGA
Sphaeroforma arctica JP610 is the source of this 2308-nucleotide messenger RNA. RefSeq lists its product as hypothetical. Lineage: Eukaryota; Ichthyosporea; Ichthyophonida. The transcript has 2 exons. The annotation marks the transcript as partial. The record is from RefSeq and is a predicted model, not a curated record.